Messenger RNA from Mycetomoellerius zeteki, 1614 nucleotides. Its product is annotated as peflin. The transcript is spliced from 4 exons. The coding region runs from base 366 to 905 and encodes 179 amino acids. Gene Ontology annotation, molecular function: calcium ion binding. Lineage: Eukaryota; Metazoa; Arthropoda; Insecta; Hymenoptera; Formicidae. The record is from RefSeq and is a predicted model, not a curated record.
UCUUUUACAGCUGUUCAGCAUGUUUUGACAAAAGAUGUUAUUAUCGCGCGAAUGUGGAUAUUAUUAUGUAACACUAUUGGUAACACAGAGUCUCGCGAUGACGUUGAUGACAGUCUAAAAUGGUCUAAACUUUUUAAUAAGAGUGCCACGAUAUAUACUGUAAUUUGUGCGCUGUCCUAGGGUUAGAAAGUUUCAGCCAUGGCAUACCCGUUUAUUAUAAAUCUCCGAAUCGCCUGAUACGCGCACGUUAAAUUAAUACAAUUAAUUCUGACGCACGGACGAGAAGUUGGCGCCUGAUUUCGUUUGCAGCUUGUACGACUACGAUUUUCCUCUCUAUUUAUCUUAUCCGUUCCUUCAAGAGCGCGAUGUACGGCUCCACUGAUCCAGGAUCAGAAAUAAAUCCAGAGGUACAACGAUGGUUCUCCACAGUGGACAAAGACGGAAGCGGACGAAUAACUGCUGCAGAAUUGCAGUCGGCAUUGGCCAACGGUCAAGGGGGUACUUUUUCUGACACAGCGUGCAAAUUAAUGAUCGGCAUGUUUGACAAAGAACAUGAUGGUACUAUAAACAUCACGGAAUUUCAAGCUCUUUACAAUUACAUAAAUGCUUGGCUUGGCGUAUUUCGUGGCUUUGACCAUGACAAUUCGGGUAGUAUACAAGAGAGUGAAUUAAACGCAGCCCUAACACAAAUGGGCUAUAGGCUUAGUUCGGAGUUUAUUCAAUUCCUCAUAAAAAAGAGUGAUGUUCGUGGUCAUCAGUCCAUUACUGUCGACCAAUUUAUAGUAUUGUGUGUUCAAAUACAGAGGUUUACAGAGGCAUUUAGAACAAGAGAUACGCAACAAACUGGAUCAAUUACUAUUGGAUUUGAAGACUUUUUGGGAGUAGCUCUUAGUUGCAGUAUAUAACAUCUUCAUAUCUUGAUAAUAAUAUAGUUAAAUUACUUUUAUAUACCUAUGUAUGUUGAAAAAGUUAUUGUUUAGGUUUAGGUUUACAAGUUCAGGGACUAAAAGUUCUAUUUUUUUAUCUUAGGAGAUAAUGUAAAAUGGCGGUUCAUAUGUAUAAGUAUUUGGGCUUCUUAGGUUUAAGAUAUCUAUUUGUACUUGGAAAUUUCUCUAUGUUCUUUUCGCCACUAAGCUUCGCCGCUAAUAAUUUAAUUAAUUUUAACGAUAUUUUUAAAGUAAGAUAAGAUUAUUGAUAAAUACAAGAAACGCCAAAAAAUUAUGCUUAAAUUAUGCUUAUGCCGAUUCUGCUGAUGUAAGGGUGAAAUCACACGAUGCAAAACAGUACCUCAAAUGACAAUGAAACGGUUUUACUUUUACAUUCAUAUAUGUUAAUAAUAUUACUUAACGAAAUGUUUAAAUAAAAAUAAAUAUCACAUGACAAAAACACAAUACAUUAUAUUGGGCAAUAUCCCACGGCUUUUUGUGUGUUACCAAGUGUUACUAAGACCCUUGUACUAUCGAAUGUUCACGUGUGUUUAUAAUUACUAUCUUUAUCUAUAAGGAUACAGAUGUGAAGUUCUAUCUGGAGGUAUGCUUGAAAUAAAUAAGAAUUUUCUUUAUACAGAUACUUUGAGAAUAAUACAGAUGUUUCAAAUUUACGAGACUACAAAGU